CAGUCGAGCAGGAGCUCACAGUUGAGAGUCACCGGUCUCUUUUAGACAACGUUAUCUAAGGGUCACUAAAUCGCUGCAAACAUGCAGGAACACGAGUACCAAGGCAUUAGGUUUCCUGGUGAAAUUUCUAAGGAAACUUUGGAUGUUAUUCCUGACUACCCUGUCCGUGAUAACGACAUUUUCGUCGUGACCUACCCAAAAGCAGGUACAAACUGGAUGAUAGAAAUAGUGAGCAAGGUCAUGAAAGCUGCCGGAAAGAUGGCUACUCCUGAAGAACACUCCAUGUGGUGUUUCGAACUGCAGAUGCCGGGGCUUGACGAAAAACCACGUCACGAACUUAUGAAGGACGCGCCAUCUCCACGUAUAAUCCACACACACCUACCACUGCAGCUGGCCCCCAAAAUGGUCGCCAAUCCUACAGGAAAGGUAAAAGUGAUUGUAGUGAUGAGGAACCCGAAAGACACGGCUGUGUCUGUGUAUCACUAUAACAAGAAAAUGGUAGAGACGUACGGCGGUUGUGAUGCUAUCAAGAAACGUCUCGAAUCUUGGGAAGGGUAUGCAGAAAUAUUUCUUAAAGGGAAAGGCAUUUUUGGUGACUUCUACGACCACGCCCUCGGCUGGUGGCAGAUGAAGGAUGACCGCCAUUUUUUCUUCAUCAAGUAUGAAGACAUGAAGAAGGACCUGCGCAGUGUGAUCAACGAAGUUGCAUCCUUCCUGGAGACCAGCCUAGACGACGCUGCCGUCACCAACAUUGCCGAGUCAUGUAGUUUCGACAGUUUGAAGGCAUCUUGGGGCAAAUCAGAAUUAGCUUUGAAAAAACACAUCUGCAGAAAAGGUGUGAUUGGCGAUUGGAAGAGCAUGUUCACGCCGGAGCAAAAUGAAGCCUAUGAUGCCAAGCACAAGCUCAGGCUGGAUGGGACUGGUCUGGAGUUUGAUUUUGAGUAGUACAGUACAAAUGUGCAUGUAGUAAAUGUCAGUGUAGAGAUCACGGCCAGGCAGAGUCACUGAUUCUGCCGGUAUCAAGCCAUAUACAUCACCCUGCCAAAUACAUGACUCCGAAAUCAGGGGUUUCUAAUAUGAGACAAGGGGUUUGGAGGGGUUUAGUUGUGAUGUGGGAGACUAAACCCAACCUAUCCCCAAUUUUAAGUCUAACCCAAGCAAUGAUCCCAACUAUAACCCUAACCCUAACUCUAAUAUCAACCCUAACCUUAACCCUAGCUCAACACCUGAUCUCUUACGUAUGUAGCAGCUCAAGGAUUUGGCCCAACACUGGUAAAGAUCCCGAUCUCAUCAGGGGAGGGAACAUCUAAUCGGCAUGUGCAUGAUGCAUAUUUGUUUGUUUUUUUGUUUUUUUUCCUGAAAAUUUUUCCUGGGCAAAAUUUGUUCAGAUAGGCCCAGUUUUCUGGUAAGAAGGACAGACGAAUGUAUGUCUUGAAAUAUACACCUAAAAUGUGACCUUAUUUGAUUUUUAGACUGCUAUUAACUUCUUCACUCGUUGGAUCGACCCACUGGGACAGGGGGUAAAGUCGUAGUGUCAUUUCUAUACUUUUACCGUCGCUCAUUAAAGUGCCAAUAUGAGUCGACCUUCCAUUACUGCAUCUAAAGAAACCUUGACAA
Molecule: messenger RNA, 1617 nt
Organism: Branchiostoma belcheri (Belcher's lancelet)
Lineage: Eukaryota; Metazoa; Chordata; Leptocardii; Amphioxiformes; Branchiostomatidae
Product: sulfotransferase family cytosolic 1B member 1-like
Exons: 7
Coding region: 82-945 (287 amino acids)
Biological process (GO): sulfation
Cellular component (GO): cytoplasm
Molecular function (GO): sulfotransferase activity
Source: RefSeq, a predicted model, not a curated record